Molecule: messenger RNA, 1173 nt
Organism: Cadophora gregata
Lineage: Eukaryota; Fungi; Ascomycota; Leotiomycetes; Helotiales; Ploettnerulaceae
Exons: 4
Coding region: 1-1173 (390 amino acids)
Cellular component (GO): Golgi apparatus
Source: RefSeq, a predicted model, not a curated record
AUGUCUUACAGGCAUGAAUCAAGAUCUUCUUUGAUCCGCGGCGACUCACAAGAUCCCUUUGCAUACGUUGGCGGUUACCAUUCUCGAGAAGGAUUAACACCACCAGCGGAAAGCGCGGUGCCUCGAAGCAGAAAGAUGUAUAGACCAAAUACCACCUGGACUUGGGCGUUUCUGAUUACGACAAUUGUUCAAGCAGUGAUAGUCCUGGCCAUUGAGUCAUACCUAUUCGCAAAAUUCCAAACGAGUUUGCAAGAUGGCCUUUCCGGCGAACCCUUGGCAAAGACGAUUCCUACAUAUCUCACUCUCUUCAUUUUCGGUUUCCUCUAUCAACUCGUCCUCGUUUACGAUUCCCUUCGAUUGAAGAACACGAUUCAGGUCAUCGGACUGUGUAUUUACAAUGUUGGAAUGCUGAUUUAUGCUUCCAUUCAAUACGAUCAGAUCAAUAAGGCAAUCGAGUCCCUGUCUGCGCUAGGACUCAUCAAGGCGGGCAUUCCUAUAUGGCCUGAUAUCCGACCGUAUUUGGUCACGGUUCCUGGGAUCAUCGGAUUUUUUACAGUAGUCAUGUCCUUUAUCGCAUGGAAGCUGUACGACGAGUUUGCGUGGACGAUCUACAAGCACAUCAGCGCUGAUCUGAGAAUGAAACGUCGCUUCUUGACCUUCCAGAUUUACAUCGCUCUCCUCAAAUUCGAUUUCUUCUUCUUCCUUGGCUUCACUGUCCAGUUCCUUGUUAUCGUCACAGGGUUGGCAGAUGCUGAAUUCGGACUUACGAUUGCCGCUAUACCGGUUACCGUUCUCAUCUUGUUUAUGGCAGCUUUCUGGACUCGACGGGAGAACAAGAUUGGAAUGGUUGUGAUCAUCUUCCUCUACUUCUGUGCCAUGGCAUACUUCAUCUUCAAGCUUGCAAGAAUGUAUCAACCAAGCCGCAAAGACGACUACCUACCGGUUCGAAAGAGUUUGACGAGUUUUGCCGUCAUCACUAUUGUUCUAAUCGUUCUCACGAUCGUCAAUGCAUCAGUCUGCAUGGCAAAUUUCGAUAAGGGAUUGAAGCCACAUAUCAUGAAGAGAAAGAUUGGCGGAGAGGAGGCAGCAGAGAAGAUGGAUAACAUGACCGAACUACCAGACCUUAAACACGGAGGUCAUGGACCAGUAUCGAGUCGGAUGACCAUCGAUUAA